AUGUCCCGAUCAUGGCCACCCUUUCCACCACCAUCCCCAAGUCCAAUAUCUUCAGACUCGAAAAUGCCUGGUUUACUGAACGCCAACUUCGUCCCAUCUGUACUCUCGGCAUGGCUCCAAGGUCCUAGGUGCAUCGAUGCUGUAGGUAACCUCGCUGCUCGGUUGAAGUCAACCAGAGCGGCGGCAAAGAUUGGCUCUCGAGCUUCGCCAGUGGCGGCAUACUGGAAGCAACGGGCAAAAUUCAGAGCAGUCAAGGAAGGGGACAGCAACACGGCCUUCUUCCAUGCACAUGCAAUGGCACGAAUGCGAAGAAACAACAUUAGAUGCAUUGCUGUCAAUGAGGUACAAGUCACCAGUCACUCAGCCAAGGUGCAAGCGCUCACUGAACAUUUUAGAUCCGUCAUGGGUACAGCGGGACAGAGCAACUGGCAGUUUGACUGUAAUCAGCUGUAUCAAGAAUUAACAAAGGCAACAGACAUGCUGACAGUGCCAUUUACUGAAGAUGAGGCAAGGGCUGCAGUAAAAUCCAUGAACCAGGCUAGUGCUCCGGGUCCUGAUGGCUUCGGCCCCGGAUUCUACAAGGCCACAUGGCAAACUAUAAAACCAGAUGUUAUGCAGUUCCUAUCAGCAUUUCAUGACGAGAGUGUUCAGUUACAGAGAAUUAAUAGAUCAUACAUGGUGUUGAUCCCUAAGAAGCCAGAUGCAAACACGACAGGGUUCAUUAGAGGAAGGUCCAUCACUGAGAACUUUGUAUACGCCAUGGAACUUGUGCAAUGCUGUCGCAAGAGAAAAGUGCCGUCUUUUAUCAUCAAACUUGACUUUGCCAAGGCCUUUGACAUAGUGAACUGGGACGCGCUGGACAUGGUCUUACAAGCAAGAGGAUUCAACAGUGUCUGGCGAAGGUGGAUGCAAUCCAUGCAAUCCUCCCGCACAGAUGUUCUUGUAAAUGGAUGUCCCGGACCAUGGAUGGACUGCAGUACGCAGAUUUACACAAUGAUUAUAGUAAGAGAACUUGCUGAUGUUCAGAAUCUGAGAAUCAUACUAGAUCAGUUCGCCGAUGCCACUGGGCUACAAAUAAACUACACCAAGAGCACUGCGGUGCCGAUCCACAUGAAUGGGGACACGGUCAGGGACUGCAUCUCGGCACUGGGCUAUAGAAGAGAGGGGUUCUCUCAGACAUACCUUGGUCUGCCGCUCACAAAUGGCAAGCUGCAGCUAUCUGCCUUUGCUCCAAACAUUGCUAAGGGUGACAGAUACCUCACAGGCUGGCAGUCAUCUCUGCUCAACAAAAUUGGGCCGUGCAACAUUGGUCAACUCCGUGCUUGA
Molecule: messenger RNA, 1326 nt
Organism: Miscanthus lutarioriparius
Lineage: Eukaryota; Viridiplantae; Streptophyta; Magnoliopsida; Poales; Poaceae
Source: the annotation of a GenBank genome assembly